Molecule: messenger RNA, 6426 nt
Organism: Lates calcarifer (barramundi perch)
Lineage: Eukaryota; Metazoa; Chordata; Actinopteri; Centropomidae
Gene: map3k3
Product: mitogen-activated protein kinase kinase kinase 3
Biological process (GO): protein phosphorylation
Molecular function (GO): protein binding; protein kinase activity; ATP binding
Source: RefSeq, a predicted model, not a curated record
AUAAUACUGGGCGCGCUCCCGUGGAAAGAACUCGACCGAGUAACAGCGCGUUCCCGCGGCUGCACGGCGCUAAUUUAGAUAGUUUAGUUAUGAGAAAUCCCCAUGGGGAUAAAUCCAUGUUCUUACGUACGUAUGGACGACGGAUAGUGGAGCAUUUGGGAAACAUGGAUGCAGCAUUGGAGCACAGUUUUCACGACUUGUUGGAAGCAUAAAAGCGGGUUCCGGUGGCGAUAUGUUUCUGUCAGGAAGUUUGACGUAUUCGGUUGAAGAUUAUUUCUCGCUUUGUUUUGGUUGGUGAAAGUUGUGGACUGUGGUGAGACACAGACGUCGGACGACAACUUUGUGACUGUGUCGUUGGAAAAGACUGCGUUUUCUUCACGUUUAAGUCAGUCCGGGUUUCACGUUAAUGCUCCAGGAACCGUAAUUUAAGAGUCUGCGAAGUCUAAACAUCGAUGGAGUUUGUCCAACUUGGCUUCGCUCCGCAUAUCAAACGGAGUUUAUUUGUAUAAUAUAAACAUACACAGCUGGUGAUUAUUCUCCGCCAGUGUCGUUUCAGUCGGUUUUUUCUGCAGGUCUGAACUCCAUUAUGUCGCUCUCUGAAUCAAAUUCCUCUGUACUUUUGUUAUAGGUCAGACAUGGGCCUCUUUGCAUGUCAUGUAUGAUUGUGUUUAGAUCCGAAUUCAGGUUGCAGUGCAUCCGGAGCAGUCAUAAAAAUACAAAUCUGCCCAGCCUAGAAUAUUUUGGACUCAAACCUGGCAACACAGAGAGGGAAAAUCUGCAAACUUAGCAGGAAGAGAGGCCAUCAAAAUCACGGAAAUUGUACGGUCUUUUCCUCUGGCGACCUGUUACUCACAAAUGGAUUUCAUACAGGCCAUACGGUUAUUGUUGCACCUUUUUUGGUAGUUUUUUUUUUUCAUGUUUAACGCGGUUAUGGGAUACAAAUCUGUGUCCCACAGGACUGAAAGCGCUGACGUCUAGUGUGACUUCUAAUAAUGUUUUGGAAAUUUGAGUUUUCCAAAGACCCGAGGCUACAGCGGAGCAGAAGUUUGUCUUUGUGCCACAGCUGGAGCAGUCUGAUGUAGGCUUUUCCAUCGGAACAUUUUCUUUUUUGUGUGAAACUCACAUCUGUCUGAUGUGACCGUGUUUGUUUUUACAUCCUGGGAAAAGAUCGGUUUGUGUUUUUGCUCCAACUUUCCGUUGAAGAACACGAGCCCCCGUUACCUGGGGGGGUCAGCCCCGCCAUGGCGUCCUCGCGCACACGCACACACUGCCCCGGUGUGUCGGUCUGACUGAGGACACCGAUGGACGAGAGCAACGGGUGGACCUACUGCGUCAUCUCUGCCGCGAGACAUCGGUGACCGAAGUCGGGCUCCACGCGGGACAAGCCCGCUCUUGUCCUGACCGAGCUCGUAAACUAAGGCGACAGGUUGUGGCACAGCAGGGACACGUUUCUGGAGACUGACUCGUAGAUCACGUACACAAACAUCGCCACAAUGAAUGAGAGGCAGGCUCUCCACUCUAUAAUGAAGGACCUGGUUGCCCUCCAGAUGACGCGGCGCCAGCCUGUGCUGUCGUAUGACAACAGCAAACCCAAGACACCGGCUCAGACCAACAGACAGGAUGAUGUCAGGAUAAAGUUUGAAUUCUCAGGAGAGAGAAGGAUCCUGAUGUUUGGACGGCCUGUGCAGUUCGAGGAAAUCCAGCAGAAAGUUAAGAGUGUCUUUGGGCAGCAGUUAGACCUGCAUUAUAUGAACAAUGAGUUGUCCAUCCCUCUGCGAGGUCAGGAUGACUUGGACAAAGCAAUCGACCUGCUGGACCGAAGCUCCAACAUGAAGAGCAUCAAGAUCCUGCUGCUCACUCAGGAGCACAGCAAUGCCUCCUCCCCCUCCCACCAUGUGCCGUGUAAACAGGUGAGGAUCAAGUCCUCUCAGUCCACUGGAGACGUUAGCACGGUGUACCAAUCCGCCGAGCCCAGAGGACGCCACCUAUCAACAGGUUCUCAGAACACAGGGCGUAGCUCACCGCCUCCUGGCUAUGUGCCUGAGCGCCAGCAGAGGAUCGCCCGCCAAGGUUCAUACACCAGCAUAAACAGUGAGGGGGAGUUCAUCCCCGAGACCAGCGAUCAGUGUGUGCUGGAUCCCUGGAGCAGUGCAGAGAACUCUGUCUCUGGAAGCUGUCAGUCUCUGGACAGCAACUCAGACAGCCCCUCAUUGAGGAAGUCGCGUAUGCACAGAGCCAAAAGUUACCCUGAUAAUCGCCAGGAGUGCUCAGACAGGGAGAAUCAUGUUUAUGACAGGGUAGCAGGAAAGGGAGGCACCUAUCCUCGUAGGUACCACGUCUCCCUGCAUCAUAAGGACCACAGUGAAGGUCGUCGAACAUUUCCUCGGAUUCGUCGCCCCCAGGGGAACCUGUUCACUCUCGUGCCUUCACGUCGGUCGCUCAAUGGCAGCGAGGAGAGUCUGGGCAGCUGGCAGCUCGUCGAUGCCCAGGGAAGGCUCCGUCCUCAGGACCGUUCUGUUGCCCAUAAGUCACCCAGCGCUCCAGUGACGUGGCGGCGGGGGAAGCCUGGCCAGGGAGCGUUUGGACAGGUUUACCUGUGUUACGAUGUGGAUACAGGGAGAGAGCUGGCCGCCAAGCAAGUCCAGUUUGAUCCUGACAGUCCUGAGACCAGCAAGGAGGUCAGUGCUUUAGAGUGUGAAAUCCAGUUGCUGAAAAAUCUGCAUCACGAGCGCAUCGUUCAGUACUACGGCUGUCUGAGGGAUCACAAUGAGAAGACCCUCACUAUUUUCAUGGAGUACAUGCCGGGGGGUUCAGUUAAGGACCAGCUGAAGGCAUACGGGGCCCUGACAGAAAACGUGACCCGGAAGUACACAAGACAGAUCCUGGAGGGCAUGUCCUAUCUACACAGCAACAUGAUCGUACACAGGGACAUCAAAGGUGCCAACAUCCUGCGGGAUUCAGCAGGCAACGUGAAGCUUGGAGAUUUCGGUGCCAGCAAGAGGCUUCAGACCAUCUGUAUGUCUGGCACCGGCAUCCGCUCAGUGACCGGCACCCCCUACUGGAUGAGCCCGGAGGUGAUCAGUGGAGAGGGCUACGGCAGGAAGGCUGAUGUCUGGAGCCUUGGUUGUACAGUGGUGGAGAUGUUGACAGAAAAGCCUCCAUGGGCUGAAUACGAGGCCAUGGCAGCCAUAUUCAAGAUCGCCACCCAGCCCACCAACCCACUGCUGCCCUCGCACACCUCCGACCAAGCACGGGACUUUAUCCGCUGCAUCUUUGUGGAGGCCAAACACAGGCCGAGUGCUGAGGAACUGCUCAGACACCCCUUCUCCCAGAUCCUGUGCUGAAACCUGCCUGGUUUCUGAACUUGAACCAGAGAGUAGCACAGUAGCCUCAGCAGUAUCUGUAGCUUCCUUGAAACCCACUCAUGACAGGAGACCAGACGUGGACCUGGCCUGGAUGUCAGUGUUAAACCCACUGAGCCUCUGCCACCAUGCAGAUGCUUCAAACAAGAGUCAGUGUCCUUUCUCACAAAUCCAAAGGAGACAGCUGCAGUCAACACAAUGCCUUGAAAACCAAUGCAAGUACAUGCUCAUACAGACGUCACCACCAGGGGGAAACAAAACACAGAUUAAGUUUCUGGUGGGGAGUUGAUCUUUGUCAGAUACAAACAUGCAGAUGCUCGCACUCCAGUUUCAGCAUUAUUGAGUCAUAGCUCAUGUACCAGUUGUGUCUUCAUAAACUCCUGUGUUUACAUUCACUUGUUGGGCAGUUAUGAGAAAUGCCAGGAAGCCCCAAGUGUUUGACUUUUAAAUAUUUAGCUGAGCACCAUUUUAAAGCUACAGCAGGCCUAAAGCUCAAAGUUUGCCCAGCGGAUGGUAAACGCUGCUGGUGUACCACAGUGUCAAUUGGACAGGUUGUUCUCUUUUUUCCCAACUUUGGCAACUUGCAACUACUUCCUGUUUCUGUUCCCACUCGGGAACAAAGAAAACUCCACCCCAGUUAUAACUCUGUUCAAAGCUGUUUAAGCUAUUUGUGAUGCACUUUGCAUUGCUGGCUACAUCACUGUGUGGAUUCAGUAAAACACAGAUGGAGAUAUGUGUAGAGUAGCUACACUGGAACAAAAUCAUGUUCAGCUAUUGAAACCAACAGUAGUGAAUAAGCUAAGGCAUGUUUUGGUAGAAGACAGUAGACAUCGUUUAGCAUAUCUUAGCAAUCAGAAAUUUAUUACAAGUACCAAAUACACAAAUUUCUCCACUGUCAUCAGCCUCAAUAGACCAUGAUGCACUGCAGCUGCUCGCUCCAGCCUGUGGCUCUCGUGUGGAGUAUCACCAUUCAAGUCACAGAUCUAAGCAUUUGUUUCUCUGAAAAGUCUUUACUCAGUCAUCUUUGACAAACUCAGAUUGUUUAAAAACACUUGAAUUGAAUAUGACCAACCACCUGGAUGAAAAAAUAUUUCAACACGUUUCACAAGUUGCAACUGUUUUUCCUUUCUCAGUAGCGAGAAAUGACAUAUGUCCUCGCUCUUUCUAUACAUCACAAGGAAAAUAUUAACAUAAGAAAAUUCUAAUUCAAAGUAACAUCAGUAUAGACAAAUAUAACUGAUGAUAAUUGUAUAAAUAAAAACGUGUCAUUUCUAGCUGCGGACCUGGAAAACAGGUUAGAAUCCUUCUCAUUGUGCAGCAAACACAAUAUGUUUUGAUCCAGAUGGUUAGAGGAGUUUUUGAGGACUGUGGAAAUACCUCAGAGCAGUGAACCUUCUAAAUAAAUAAAAAAACAGUCAGGAAUUUAUUUUUCAAAGAAACUAAUUCUCAGCUCUGUGACUUGGAUGCAGUAGUAUUAAACGAGAGGCACAGACUGGGGGCUGCAGCUACAAUACCUGAUUUGAAGUCAGAGAUAUGACUCUUAAUCUUUCUCCCUCCAGUGUCAUUAUUACUGUCCCUCUCUAUUUUCAAGUAACCAGUUGAGUCUGGUUCUGCCUUAAUGCAUUUGAGGAAAUGAAGAGAAUCAGUAUAAAGCAUGAGGAUGACAUGUAACGGUGUAGGAGGAGCUCAGUGUGAAUGUUUCCUUUUAAGAGUUUUUCGUUUUAAACUCUUCCCAGUCUUGUUCUAUCUGUCGCCUCAGUGUGACUUCUCCCUCUGCCUGCCACCUUGCUCUCUUUCUCUUCAUUAUCACAGGUGUUCUCAGCCUACAAAGUGCCAAAAAGGGACAGAUACAGGAUUAUGGUAUGGACUUGGUAUCAGUUAUUAGUGAGAGUGUAGCAGACAGUGCUUUUUAUGGUCAGAAAAAUGACAAACUAAAGGCCUUAAUUUGUGACUACCAUGGCCUUCGCUUUAGAUCACAGUGUCCAUGUGUGUCUGGCCCAGAAAUCCCUGACUGAGAAGCCUUAGCUUAAGGAUCAAUUUUAAAUCAGAUGCACUUUUAUCUAAAAUGAAUGUUGUGGGGGUUUUUGUGCUCUUUACCAAAUUAGAUUUUUUUUUUUUUUAAACUUCAAAUGUGAAAAUUGUUUCACUUUUAUUUAUAUCCCCAUGUCCAUUCCAAUUAGAUUUUAUAAGCAAAUAUAUAUGUAUAAAUAUAUUUUUUAUAUUUAGACUGUGUCAAAUCUAAUGAUACUUUCAGGACAUAGUGUCGUUAAAAAAAGUAAAUCAUUGAAAGCAGCUGGUUUUGCAGACAUUACAGAAUUGGGGUUUAUAAAUGAAAAAUGGAUGGAAAACGAACUCUGGGAGCCUGGCUCUUGUUCCAGCUCAAAAAAACUUUCCACACAUCCUUAGCUAUACGUUCAGAUGACAGUAUUACCUGACAGGUUUUGGAAACUUUGCAUCAUUUGGCCGUAGUACUUUGUACCAUCUAUGAGGUCUCAUGAAUGAGGCCUUUAAAGGCUUAAUUUACAAAAGAAACUGCUGGGAAUAUUUUUGUGUGAUCUCAGUGUUAUUAAAACGCAAUUAAGGGGUGUGUGUGUGAGCCAAAGACGAGCAGGAUUGGAGCCAGUGCUGGAUGUCAGAGUUCGCUGUUCAACCCAGAUGACGACUUUGUUUAUCCCAGGGUUCAGACAACGAGUCUAGUAUUAAAAUGAUUUUCAGGGCAAAGGGCUUGCUGCUGCCUUAACGCUAAUAUGAAAAUAUUUCUGUGGAGCUGCUAAUCGCUAAAGGCAGCUAAAAUACGUUCAGUGUUGAAAAAGAUGUGGUUCUAAGAAAAAGGGCCCUGGGAUAAGCAAAUGAAUACAAACUAGUUGUUAGAAAUCUAUAUAUGUAAAUGUAUGAUUAUGUAUCAUGACAGGACUUGCAGUGCAAAGUCUAAUGUAUCAGAUUUAUUUUACAGCAAGAAAAGAAUAGUAUGUUUGAUGACAGUGUUUAUAUAUAUAAAUAUAUUAUAUAUAUACAUACAUGUCAUGGCCUCUCUCCAAAACAAAUAAAUUGUUUUUCAAAAUCA